AUGGAAGCUGUUGACAGUGGUAAAGGUGGUGUUUUCUUCUUAUAUGGAUAUGGUGGAAUUGGUAAAACAUUUGUUUGGAAGACUUUAUCUUCUGCCCUAAGAUCUAGGGGUCAAAUUGUAUUGACUGUUGCAUCAAGUGGCAUGGCAUCGUUAUUAUUACCAGGUGACAGGACAGCACAUUCACGAUUUGCAAUUCCAUUAAAUCUUGAUGAGUUUUCAACAUGCAACAUCAAACAAGGAAGUUCUUUGGCAGAGUUGAUAAUAAAGGCAAAACUCAUUAUAAGGGAUGAAGCUCCCAUGGUAAACAGACAUUGUAUUGAAGUACUGGAUAAAACAAUGCGAGAUAUCUUGAGGUUUAGCAACAAUGAUAGUCAAGAACAACUGUUUGGAGGGAAGACAAUGGUUUUUGGAGGUGAUUUUAGACAAAUACUACCUAUGAUACCUAAAGGAAGCGGGGAAGAUAUUGUAAAUGCUACCAUUAAUUUAUCCUACAUCUGGGAUGGUUGUAAACUAUUAACACUCACGAAAAAUAUGAGAUUAAGAGCUGACCAUACUACUGAAGAAAAAAAUAGUCUAAAAGAGUUUGCUGACUGGAUACUAGCAAUAGGUGAUGGAAAAUGCGGUAUAGAUAAGGAUGGAGUUGAAAAAUUUUUUAUCCCCAAUGAUAUCCUCAUUAGUGAUUGGGAUGAUCUUAUAGUUUCCAUUUGUAAAGCAAUCUAUCCAGAAUAUGUGAGCAAUUCAAAUUCAAAUCAAGGAUCACUAGAGGAAUGA
Arachis ipaensis is the source of this 771-nucleotide messenger RNA. Lineage: Eukaryota; Viridiplantae; Streptophyta; Magnoliopsida; Fabales; Fabaceae. The record is from RefSeq and is a predicted model, not a curated record.